Messenger RNA from Oppiella nova, 660 nucleotides. NCBI's taxonomy places the organism in Eukaryota, Metazoa, Arthropoda, Arachnida, Sarcoptiformes, Oppiidae. The record is from the annotation of a GenBank genome assembly.
AAAAAUUAAUAGACAAAGUUUUCUCAACUAAUAAUAAAGCUAAAUAACUACUCAAAAUAAAUCUCGCAUGUAAAACUAAAGCUAUUUUUAUAUAAUAAUUAAGCAAUGGCUUACAUAAAAAGAGAUCCCUUUCCCAUCAGUGGUCUAAUAAAGUCAAAUAAGGACAAGAUCCAAACAAAUCUGGAUGACUUUAGUAACUCUAAAGUCGAGUCAAAGUUUCAUGAAUUGAAGCAUGAAUUGAAUAUUAACGAUGACUACUCUAUAAAACUAAACGAGUUUAAAGAGAAAGUCUUUCCUCGACUCUGGGAACUGUUGUCGACUACCAGUACUACCAGUGCUCUAAUGCUGUUACAACUCAUUCUCUACAACGACUAUAAGACCCAAAAAUCACAACUAAUUAAGAGUGCUUUGAAGGCAUCAUUGGUCCCCCAAUUGGUUAACAUUUAUGAGACAACUCGUGACAUACAAACUAAACAACUGGUUAUUAACCAGUUUUCCGUAUUCUGUCUGUCGUUUGAAAGUAAUCCAAAACUCCGUAAACAUGUCCUCAAUAACAAUGUAGUCAUCGAUUCAAUAUUAAGGACUCUGUCAUUAUCAGCGAAUCCUGUUAUGCACUCUUCAUAUUCAGUGAACGGUUCCCAAAAUCGCGACAAUUAUUAG